ACAUACUCAAUAUUGCAGUACACAGACCAACACAUUAUCUUUCCUUUUCCUUUCUUGUAGCUGUUUUGAAUGUGUUCUCUCUGAUAACAACUAGGUAGCUUCUCUCUUCUUGCUAUCAUCACUCUCCAACUCACCCUGAAUGCCGGAAAACAAUAUGAGUAUUUCUGUGAAUGGACAAUCUCAAGUCCCUCCUGGCUUCAGGUUUCACCCAACAGAAGAGGAGCUUCUGCAGUACUACUUGAGAAAGAAGGUCUCUUAUGAGAAGAUUGACCUUGAUGUCAUUCGUGAUGUUGAUCUCAACAAGCUUGAGCCAUGGGACAUACAAGAGAAAUGCAAAAUAGGAACCACUCCACAAAAUGACUGGUACUUCUUCAGCCACAAAGACAAGAAGUAUCCGACCGGAACACGCACCAAUCGCGCCACCGCUGCAGGGUUCUGGAAGGCCACUGGCCGUGACAAGGUGAUUUACAGCAACGGCAAGAGGAUUGGAAUGAGGAAGACUCUGGUUUUCUACAAAGGCCGAGCUCCUCAUGGCCAAAAAUCUGACUGGAUCAUGCAUGAAUACAGACUAGACGACAACAACACCAGCAACGAGACCAAUAUUGUGGCUAAUGUGAUUGGAGAUGGUAGCCAGGAAGAAGGAUGGGUGGUGUGCAGGAUAUUCAAGAAGAAGAACCAUCUGAAAACCCUAGACAGCCCCUUGGCCUCCUCCAUCUCCGGCGAAGGCGGAAGAAGAAGCCACUUGUUUGACGCUUGUGAUGAGGGAGCUCUGGAGCAAAUACUUCAGCAAAUGGGAAGGGGAUCAUCAUGCAAGGAAGAGAACAACUACGAUCAAGCCAACUACAAUAACUACGGAAGGUUUGUGAGGCCUUUCGACAACAAUGGCGGUGGUGGAGGUGGCGGCUACCAUGACAACAGGUUCUUGAAACUCCCAAGCUUGGAGAGUCCAAAAUCCGCAAGCAUGGACACCAAUGACAACAAUGAUAACAACAAUAACGGGUACCAUCCGGUUAUUCCGGUGGAGAUGGCAACAGAGAAUAAUGAAGGGUCAUUCACAAUCCACCAUCCAUUGGAGGCAUCACCAUCAUCAAUGGUGGUAACAUCAGGAGGUCUAACCAACUGGGCAGCGUUGGAUAGGCUUGUUGCUUCUCAGCUGAAUGGCCAGCCAUGCUUCAAUGAUCCCACCAUGGUGUUCUGCACUGGCAGUGACCACCAUGAUCUGCAACUCCCCACUCUCCGAUCAUCAUCAUCAUCUUCAUCAACAUCAUCACAUGCUGCCAGGGCUGGUCCUGUUCCUGCAGCUGCAUACAUGACUCCUGCACAGGAUCAUCACUACACCACCACCAGCGAGAUUGACCUGUGGAACUUUGCUCGUUCCACUUCCUCUGAGCCGCUCUGCCACGUGUCCAACACGUCAGUGUAGCGGAAUAAUAAUUAAACCAAAUCAAAUCAAAUCCCUCCUUCUUCUUUUUCUCCUCCCAUGUUCCUUUGUCAAAUAGGGAAAUAAUUAGGCCUUUGAUCACAUAUCAUGUUUCUUAGUUUUUUUUUAAUCAAAUCAGGGGUUGUCAUUAAAUGUGAUCAUGUUCUCAAUAUACACAUUACUUAAAUUAGCUUUGAUCAAAUUUAAAUGUUAUUUCCUUUUGUAAA
This is a messenger RNA of Lotus japonicus, 1647 nucleotides long. Its product is annotated as NAC domain-containing protein 43. Gene Ontology annotation, molecular function: DNA binding. Lineage: Eukaryota; Viridiplantae; Streptophyta; Magnoliopsida; Fabales; Fabaceae. Bases 140 to 1423 code for a protein of 427 amino acids. The record is from RefSeq and is a predicted model, not a curated record. Gene Ontology annotation, biological process: regulation of DNA-templated transcription. The transcript has 3 exons.